ACUGUAUGUGUGCGUAUAAAAUAUAGACGACAGUCGACUAUUUAGGUGCUAACUAUGGGUGGAUUAAUGAGAUAUGGUGAACUAGGAGAACAAUUUGGUCAGAUUUCAGAAACUACAAUUGAAGAGAAGAUCCCAUUUCUGCAAAUGCUUCAAUGCAUAGAACACCCUUAUACAACAACAGAACCAAAUCAGUUUCUCCAAUCACUUCUCCAGAUCCAAACCCUAGAAUCAAAUAGCUGUCUCACCCUUGAAACCACCAUCAAAACAGAUCCGGGUCAAACAGAUGACCCGGAAAAGGAUCCAAGAACAGAAAACGGAGCAGCAACGGUCAAAGAAAAGAGAAAACGGAAACGUACAAGAGCUCCAAAGAACAAAGACGAAGUUGAAAAACAAAGGAUGACUCACAUUGCCGUCGAACGUAAUCGAAGACAACAAAUGAACGAACACUUAAACUCUCUCCGAUCUCUUAUGCCUCCUUCGUAUAUUCAACGGGGUGAUCAAGCUUCGAUAGUAGGAGGCGCAAUAGAUUUCAUCAAGGAACUGGAGCAACUUUUGCAAUCUCUAGAAGCUGAGAAACGAAACGAUGGAACUAAUGAAACUCCUAAAACGGCGUCGUGUUCUUCAUCUUCGUCUCGUGCAUGCACUAACUCUUCUGUUUCUAGCGUCUCUACGACGUCGGAAGAUGGAUUUACGGCGAGAUUUGGCGGCGGAGAGACGGCGGAAGUGGAAGCUACGGUGAUACAGAACCAUGUGAGCUUAAAAGUUCGGUGUAAGAGAGGAAAAGGACAGAUCUUGAAAGCUAUCGUCUCGAUUGAAGAACUAAAGCUUGCGAUUCUACAUCUCACUAUCUCUUCUUCUGUUGACUUUGUCAUCUACUCUUUUAAUCUCAAGAUAGAAGAUGGUUGUAAAUUAGGAUCAGCAGAUGAGAUAGCGACAACCGUUCAUCAGAUCUUCGAGCAAAUCAACGGUGAAGUGACCACAUGUGGUCAAAUCUUAGUCGAACUUAGUUGAAUUUUGACUCCAAGUUAUGUGUGUAACCCUAAGAAGAAUAACUAAAGAGGUAAAAGUUUG
This is a messenger RNA of Arabidopsis arenosa, 1071 nucleotides long. The record is from the annotation of a GenBank genome assembly. NCBI's taxonomy places the organism in Eukaryota, Viridiplantae, Streptophyta, Magnoliopsida, Brassicales, Brassicaceae.